Messenger RNA from Lytechinus pictus (painted urchin), 2678 nucleotides. Its product is annotated as 30 kDa spicule matrix protein-like. The record is from RefSeq and is a predicted model, not a curated record. The transcript has 2 exons. The coding region runs from base 312 to 1097 and encodes 261 amino acids. Lineage: Eukaryota; Metazoa; Echinodermata; Echinoidea; Temnopleuroida; Toxopneustidae.
AGAUCCCGAAAGCAGCUUUUUUGAGGGAGGACCCGAAUUUAUAUUCUUUUGCAAAGACUGGGUAUAUACUGUACUAGAAUUAUUAAAAUAUAUAUGCGGAUGUCGGAGAUUGAUCGGAGAUGUAAGGGUUUGAUUAAAAAUUUGUUCUAAUAUUUCACAUGAAUGACUGAGAUAUACUUCACAUUAAUGUUUCAUUCCCUUUUCCUGUCGUAUUGGACUUCUUGCUCAGUUCCAGAAGAAGCAAAUUAUUGGAAAAAUUGUAAAUUGGAUGUAUAGACACCUGUUAUUUCCUUUUAUUGAAAUCAAAGAAAAUGACCGGACGUGAAUUCUGUUUCGUAGUGUUCGUUGCCAUGGUGAUGUGUGGAAGUUGCACUGCUUCAAGAUGCCCUCGCUUUAGCACUUUGGAAAAUGGGAGCUGUUACUGGAUAAUACCCUUCAAAUACAACAGGUCACCUUACGUUGGUGGAUUCCAAGUUGCUGCCCACCAAGAAUGUGGUCUUGAACAACCUGGCGCCGGUCUGGUCACCAUCAACACCGUCGAGGAAAACAAUUUCAUAUUCGAAUGGAUCGGUCGUUUCGCAUCCGAGCCAACGACGGUGUGGAUCGGUUUGUUCCAGCCUAGGGUAGCUAGGCAAGGACCGGUCUGGUUCAGUGGCGAAAGCGGAAUCCUAGAUCUGGUAGAACCUUUGGAUUACGGAGAGGGCGCUGUUCUAUUCUUAAACGACCACAGAAGAUACAGUCCCAGGUGGGAAAGUGAGGAUCCAUUCGAAUGGGGGAGUCGACCGUCAGCUCUUUGUGAGUACAAGCUCAGGCAGGCGCCACCGACUACGCCACCAAGUGCGCCCACCACUAAACAAAAGACGAUUCCUAUUCCAGGGCCAAGCCAACAACCGCCAAUAUUGCCUAAGAGGAAUGUUCCUCACAAACCUUACUUUCCGAGUUACCAUCCCUUCGGUCCUGGACCGUUGUCUCUACAUAAACCAGUGGGUACAGACGGUUUUCUAUUUGAGGUGAUCAGACGGAGGCCUAUGUCUCAUAUUGAUAAACGUGGUAACAAUCAUUAUAAUUCUGGAUAUUUUCCAAUCGCACUACCGUGAUAAAAAAAUGGCAUUGUCUGCCAGGAUCUUAUCAUUGAUACCUCAGAUUAUGCUGCAGUCACAUUUCCCCUUCGGCGGCCGUGCGGUGAGUCGAAAACAGCCGUUUUAACAUUUAUUGUACCAGCUACAUUAGGUUGUUUGUCCGCCGAAGGGGAAAUGUGACUGAAGCAUAAUCUUGAACUUUCCCAUGUUUUAAUUUCAGGGAAAUCAGUUUUUAGAGAACUCACUCUCCGAAUACCAUACCUUUACAUUUGUACAUUGUGUGAAACGUAUACGAACUAAUGUCAAUGUAAAUCAAGUCUACCACACACUGUGACACACUGUGGAGCACUGUGUUCUUUCCGCUUAGUGAAUGGAAGCGUACAAUAAACAUUAUGUUUCGUUUCAAACAAGGUAGUAAGGGCUGUAUGAAGGGUAGCAGAAAUCCAUUUUUUUUUUAGUAACUAUUAUACACGAUCAAUAUGCUGCAUCUUUGGUUUAUAAGUCAAUAAGUUUUUGAUCUUUUAUUGUUCAUCGUGGGUGUGGUGUUGGCGAGCUUUUGCAAUUGUAACGGGGCGGAUCCUGCAACGUAAUUCUGUAACGUGUGCGCCUAACAGGCUGCUUGAAAUGCUGUGAAUCCAGUGACCGGGUAAUAAUAAUUGUGAAGCGCUUUGAACAGUCGUAGAUUGAUAAAGCGCUAUAUAAAUGCCAAUUAUUAUUAUUCAUAAAUCCAUUGAAAAGUGAUCCUAACAUUUUGAGCUGACGAAAAAUUGCAAAUAUGUCGUUUGUCCAGAGUCAUGCUGUUUUGAUUCACUGAUUUUCGACAAAGGCUUCUUUGUCAUGAAGGGCUUUUGACAAUAGAUUCUCAAUGUUCAAGAAAGCGUCUGUGUUGUUGCUGCAAAAACUCCCUAUGUAUGUCUUCAAACACUAUGUUUUGUAUAUGAAUAACACAAAUUUUAAAUUUAGAAUAUGAAGUUAAUUCCCUUAUUAAGGAAUAGAUGAUUUUGUAAAUGUUUAUAGACUGAUAGAUAGAAAUAUUAGCAGCUGUUGUUUGUACAAUGAAGAACAAAAUGUGUUUAAAGGAGGCAUAAAGUAUGACCAAGGACAUUUCUGCAAUAAUAACAGGUCCUGAUAUCAUUUCAAUAUUUGGAUUAUGUAUGUUUGAAUUGAAUGACGCCAGUUCGGGGGUCCGUUUCACAAACAGUUAUAACUAUGGCAUAUCUGGUAACUUUGCCGUUAUGGUAAUUACCAUGGAAACCUUGAAUGUGAUUGGCCGCUGAGUCCCUUUACCAAUGUAGAUGCGAUAAUGGCAAAGUUUCAAUAGUUGUAACGCUUUAUGUAACGGGCGCCUGGUCUUAACCGCGGCCUCGAGGACCUAUUUCAAGUAAGUUGAUAGGAGUUAACGUUCUUUGGAAGAGAUCGCUCUCACAGGGUCUACCAGUCCUAUAAUCUUUAGCGCUUACUCCAAAGUAACAGGAUCAGACGGAUGUAGACAGGAUUGUUAAAAACAUAUUUUGAUAGUUUGUUAUAUUGUGUACAGACUUUGCCAAUUUUCAACCAAAAUGACCCCAAAAUUACAAGUUUAUCUUUGUAGACAUUUCC